This is a messenger RNA of Entamoeba invadens IP1, 1656 nucleotides long. RefSeq lists its product as hypothetical. The transcript has 2 exons. Lineage: Eukaryota; Evosea; Mastigamoebida; Endamoebidae. The record is from RefSeq and is a predicted model, not a curated record. Bases 1 to 1656 code for a protein of 551 amino acids.
AUGGAUUUGACUAAGAAAACAACCAUUGUUAUACCAUUUGAACAAAUAGGGUAUUACGUAUACUCAGCUUGUAUGCCCAGUGUUUUUAUGAAAGCAAUGCUUUUUACAUUAGAAUACAAAGGUCGAGGCUAUGUAUUUAUUGACACAAGAGCAGCAAACAGAGUUGUUUACCUAAAUCAAUUGCACAUGGAAUAUGCCGAUGAUGGCAAUGUACUUGAAAGAUCAUGUAAGAAAUAUUCUGUUGGCAAAAAACUUGACACAAUACUAUCAAGAGAAGACGAUGGUAAUACUCAUCAAGGCAAUGGAAUUCAUGUAAGGUUGGAUAACACAACAGAUAGACAUUACUUAUCCUUUUUAUCUGAAAAUUUCAGAGUUGAAGUUAAAAUGACACUUUCAAUCAUUUGUCCCAAUGAUUGUAAUGCCGAAAAAGGAUUUGGAAGAUGUGACACAGAUUUAGGUGAAUGUGUUUGUAAAAAUGGAUAUGGUGGAGAUGAUUGCCACCUGUUGUGUUAUUACAAUAAUAUAUGGCAAAUCCCAGCUGAAUCAAAUUUGUGUUACUUUGGAUCCAAAGACUGUGACCAAUACUGUCAAUGCACAAACGGAAAAGGUGUAAAUAAUCACAUGUGCGUUACAGCUGAAUGUCGAAAUGGUGACAUAGGCAAUGGCGAUGAAUGCAAAUUAGACACCGAAGGUUGUGAUGGUGGAUGUCAUUGUGAUGACAAAAUGAAUUAUUCGAGUUAUGGUGGUGUAUGUGUUAGUAAUAAAUGUGGCAAUGGAAUAAUAGACAAGUACUAUGAAUCAAAUGGAAAGUAUAUUCGAACUGAAGAAUGUGACGGUGGCGUGAACUGUAAUAUCACUUGCCAGUGUAUUGAAGGAUUCAUCACUUCUCCGGAUGACCCAUUUAGUUGUAUCGAAAAAACGUUAAAUGCUGGUGAUAUUGUUGGGAUAGUAAUUGGUUCAAUUGCUUUCUUUGUUAUUGUGCUUGGCAGUUUUUUGAUUAUUUUUAUCUUUGUAUUUAGAUACAAGAAAAUAGAUAUCAACAUCUACAAAACACAACAACCGUCUUAUCAUUUCUAUAUCAGUGGAGCAACUCGAGCACUUAGUGGAAAACAGUCAAGGUAUUCAAUAACCCCAACUCGACUUGAUUUUGGCAAUGAUACCAAACUCACGGCAAUUGGACAUACAAGAUUCGAGAAAAUGGAAGUCAAGAAUUACUCAAAGAAUAAAUGGAUGAUGAUCAUUUUCCACACUCCAAACAACCCAGAAUACACCUUUUAUUUUGAUCCACAAGUGCUUAUAAUUCGUCCAAGAAUAGCUUCUCCUCAUACAGUAACUUGUUAUAUAACAAUUCAUUGUACUACUCGAAUUAGAGAUUUGAAAAUCCCAUAUUCGACAUUUGAGAAUUGGAUGGAUGAUGAUCGAAAGAAAAUGAAAAGUCUUUGUAAAGAUGUUAGAAGGCGACAUUACGAUAACUUGGUUAUAACCACAGAUGCCAUGAAUACAGUCCAUUUGGAUAUGGAUGAACUGAAUAUGUCUGAAACUCCAAUAGCCGAAGGUGCAAUGGGUAGAGUAUACAUUGGCAAUUACAGAAGUGUUCCGGUUGCAAUCAAGCAUUUAGAUGGGAGAGUCUAUCAGAUACAGAGAUGGCUGAACUGA